Molecule: messenger RNA, 1781 nt
Organism: Schizosaccharomyces octosporus yFS286
Lineage: Eukaryota; Fungi; Ascomycota; Schizosaccharomycetes; Schizosaccharomycetales; Schizosaccharomycetaceae
Product: inositol phosphosphingolipid phospholipase C
Exons: 2
Coding region: 331-1599 (422 amino acids)
Cellular component (GO): cytoplasm
Molecular function (GO): sphingomyelin phosphodiesterase activity
Source: RefSeq, a predicted model, not a curated record
UCCUCUUUCUUACAGCCUUCUUUGGCAAGAACGUUUUUUCACAACCAAUUCUUCAGCCAUAACAAUAUCAUAUUAACCGUAUAUUUCAAACAUGAGCGGAUGGAACCAUCCGUUAACACACCACUUUCUCAAUUGAUCAAUUGAACCGAAUUCGCUCAAUUUUAAGUGAUUUGAAUUCAUUUCUUUACAGGAAUUACAAGGGCUGAACCCUUUAUAAAAUUGACCUUCAAAAAGUCAAUUACACAUCAACAGACCGCUUUGUGCGCUUGGCUUCGUCAUUUGUCUUUAUUGACUUAAUCAACUGAAUUUCCCUGCUGCUGAAUUGGAAAUAUGGAUACGGAAAAAAAGGGAGACUUGGACCUUCGAGUCUUUUCCUUCAAUUGCUGGGGAUUGCGAUUUGUGUCAAAAUAUCGUACUGAACGUUUGAAGGAAAUUGGUAAGAAGCUCGCUAAUUCUGAUUACGACAUUGUGCUUCUACAGGAAGUAUGGUCCAUCCAUGACUUUAAUGAAAUUCGCACUCAAGUAAGUGGGAACCUUGUUUAUUCGAGAUUUUUUCACAGUGCUGCUAUGGGAGCUGGCCUUGCUAUGUUUUCCCGAUUUCCCAUUAUUGAAUCUGCUAUGUGUAAAUAUCCUCUCAAUGGCCGUCCACAAGCCUUUUGGCGAGGUGACUGGUACGUUGGCAAAGGUGUAGCAACCGCUAGUUUGCAGCAUCCUUCUGGAAAAACUAUAUCGCUAUUCAACACUCAUUUACAUGCCCCCUAUGGAAAAGGUCCAGAUACAUAUUUGUGCCAUCGACUUUUUCAGGCAUGGUUUAUUUCCAAAUUGCUUCGCUCGGCAGUCCAGCGGGGUCAUAUUGUAAUUGCUGCUGGUGAUUUUAACAUUCAACCUUUAAGUGUACCUCAUGAAAUUAUCACUUCCUAUGGUUUAGUCCAAGACGCUUGGCUCACGGUACAUCCAGAACAAGCAACGCAUCCCCCUAAUCGCUAUGCCAUGUCAGAUCAAGAGUUAGUAGACAUUGCUGGUGCUACAUGUGAUUCUCGUCUCAACAGCUGGCGUGAAAAUAUUUCCUCAAAGGAUAUGGAUGACUUUGUCGCUAAGCGUCUGGAUUACGUCUUUCAUUCACCUAGUACGAGUACAGCUACUCGAUCUAAAGUUGUCUUUACUGACCGCAUCCCUCGAUUGGGCUGUAGUUAUUCAGACCAUUUUGGCAUUGAAAUGGAUUUAAGGAUCCUUGAACAACCUUUAGUACCUGCAGAAACCCGUGUGCGUCACACAAUUAUUGAUGACACCCUUGGUAUCACAUAUCAAUAUAUGGCAAGGGAAAGAUUGCAUAUGCGUCUCCGUAUAGCAGAGCUCUUAAUAUCUAUUCCUAUAAUUAUCGGUGUGCAUGUUGCAAUGGUAUGGUGCGAUCCUGCAUGGUUGAAGGUGAUCAUACUUUUCUUUACAUUAGUUAUCGCUGUUGCGGCUGCCGUAAAUGGUUUUUGCAUCGGUCUUCUAUUUGGAAGAUGGGAAUUCAAUGGUCUUUUGGAAUUUGCCGCUGAGUUAAGAGAGCAAAAAUUAUUGUGCAAAGAGUACUAUAUAGGCCAUUCUUUGUCUUAAGGGGAUUGGAUAUCGUGACCUUUUUGUAUCAGCUAGGUUUCAAUUGAUGAAUAUUGUGAAUGAUUUCUUUGUUUCCAUUUAAUUUACUAGUUUUCUGUUUCUUUUCUUUUUUUUCUGUUUAUAGUGCGCUUUAUUGAUACUUGCGUAGUGUUCUGUCUUUAGCAAAUACUACUACUCUAUUU